AUGAAAUUGAGGGAUAUUGCUAAAAGAUUCUUGAGGUUUGAGGUUGGAAAUGGAGAAAGCAUACAUCUUUGGUUGGACAGGUGGCAUCCUGCUGGAGUUUUGUUUGAAAAUUUUGGUUAUAGGGUUGUUUAUGAUGCCAUAAGUAGUUUGGAAGCCAAGCUAGCGACUGUUAUUCAAAAUGGUAAUUGGUUUUGGAGACCAGCUAGAUCAGAGGACUUGGUUGAGAUUCAAGCAAGAUUAACUGAAGUUGAUUUGGGUCUUUGUGAUACACCUGUUUGGAAUGCCUCCAGGAAAAGAGUUUAUGCUUUCAUUCUAUGGCUUUCUAUGAAGGAUAGACUAAUAACAGGGGAAAGAUUGCUGAAAUGGGGUUAUCAAGUUGUCUAUAGCCUUUGGCUCACUAGGAAUGAAUUUGUUCAUGACGGACAGCCAUGUACAGAGGAGCAGAUUUUGAAAAAGAUUGUUUGGGAAGUUCGAAAUAGAAUUUCUGGGAGAGGAAAAUAUCCCAGAACUAAGGAGAACAUCAUGCUUUGUUCCUUGUGGAACUUAUUUGAAGAGCUACUCAUGUAG
Messenger RNA from Corylus avellana, 567 nucleotides. NCBI's taxonomy places the organism in Eukaryota, Viridiplantae, Streptophyta, Magnoliopsida, Fagales, Betulaceae. The record is from RefSeq and is a predicted model, not a curated record.